Iphiclides podalirius (scarce swallowtail) is the source of this 984-nucleotide messenger RNA. NCBI's taxonomy places the organism in Eukaryota, Metazoa, Arthropoda, Insecta, Lepidoptera, Papilionidae. The record is from the annotation of a GenBank genome assembly.
AUGUUGUGCACAGGCAGUGCCCGCAACAACAGCACUUUUGUGUUUUUCCGAGAACUUGGAAACGACGGUGGCAACGCGUGGAAGGGAGUUAACUUGAAAGUGCACGGCGCCAGGCGCAUUGGCAGCGGUGCGGCGAACACGAGGCGUAUUUUCGGUGGUACUAUAGCUGAGAUGAGCGCCUUCCCUGCGACAUGCGCCCUCCUCGACCGUUACUUCGCGGCGCGGUGUUCGGCCGCCGUACUGGCGCCCCAUUGGGUCCUCACGGCGGCACACUGCGUUUCUUCGACCAUAUCUUAUAUCAAAUACAAUACUCGACUAACUUCAUCGGACCAAGGCGAUGUUGUGGCUGUCCAUUAUCUGUACCGUCAUCCUGAGUAUAGGGUGUUGCAAGAGGACGUGGGUAACGGCAUGGACGUAACGUUGCUCCACCACGACGUUGGACUCAUCAGGACACGAGAUGAGAUAAAAUUGUCCAUCGCGCUUCCACCCGACCCGCUGGCAAGAGUACGCCGCUACGAUCCGAUGAACCUUAUCCAUGAAGAAGUUCUAGUGUUGGGGUUUGGGCGGACGGAGAGCACUGCGCUGGGCGAGGAGCUGUGUGGUGCACGGCUGCGCCUGGUGGCAUGCGGUCGCUCCGCCUGGUACCACGUGGUGUGCGGGAUGGGCAACGGUGGCAGCGGCGUCUGCGCCGGCGACUCGGGUGGGCCGGUGAUCUUCGCCGGCGUGCAGCUGGCCGUGACCUCGAUGGGCCCACGCGAGUGCGCGCACCUGGCGACCCCCGCCCUGGACGCCGUGAGCGUGUUCACCGCCCUGCGGCCCUACGUGGACAUCCUGAACGCAACCAUGGCGGAAACGGACAAGGCAAUGCGAAUGCGCAUGAUUGCCUCGGCCUCCCGAACACCAACUAGCCCAAUCAUCAAUCUAACAUUUGGCUUACUCUGGAAUGUCUUGUUUGCGCGAAAUCGUCAUAGAAUGUUUGAUAUG